Molecule: messenger RNA, 4846 nt
Organism: Dendronephthya gigantea
Lineage: Eukaryota; Metazoa; Cnidaria; Anthozoa; Malacalcyonacea; Nephtheidae
Product: putative ankyrin repeat protein RF_0381
Exons: 3
Coding region: 184-2859 (891 amino acids)
Biological process (GO): protein phosphorylation
Molecular function (GO): protein kinase activity; protein binding; ATP binding
Source: RefSeq, a predicted model, not a curated record
GACAGGAAUUUUAUCCAAUACAUUUGCUUCGGUUUUGGUGCUGUAUCGAUCGACGCUAUUAUGAUGUAGGACAUAAACCAUCGAAGGAAUUUGUAACGAACAAGAAGCAAGUGCAAGAAUAUAAAUGUCUGCGAAUAUGGUCCGAAACAUUUUCUUUAUGAUCAAAUAGCUUCUCAGAGUGCAAUGCAGUCUCCAUCAUUAGCAGUUGUGAAAUUUUUGGUUAAAUAUUGUGGUACUGAUUUAAGCUGCAAAGAUGAGUUGGGCAAAACUGCUUUACAUCAUGCUGUUGGUGUUGGCGUAACAGAAAUUGUCAAAUAUUUUGUUGAACAAUGUGGCGUUGAUGUAAAUGAAAAGGACAGAAGAGGUUGGACAGCGCUAAAGUAUGCUGUUGCUACAGGUAGGCUGGAAAUUGUAGAAUAUCUUGUUGAACAUGGCGCUGGUGUAAAUGGAAAGGAUACUGACGAGAAGACAGUGCUACACACUGCUGUUACCAAAGGUUCGCUAGAAAUUGUAAAAUAUCUUGUCGAAAAGGGAGCUGGUGUAAAUAGCGAGGAUACUAACGGAGGGACCGUUUUGAACAACGCUCUUUCAAAAAAUAACACAGGAAUGGUAAAAUAUCUUGUUGAACAUGGCGCUGAUCUAAAUGGAAUGAAUAGAGAAGGGUGGACAGCGCUAAACUAUGCUGUUAAUACAGGUAGGCUGGAAAUUGUAGAAUAUCUUAUUGAACUUGGCGCUGAUGUAAAUGGAAUGGAUAGAGGAGGGUGGACAGCGCUGAAAUAUGCUGUAACUACAGGUAGGCCAGAUAUUGUAGAAUAUCUUGUUGAACAUGGCGCUGGUGUAAAUGGAAAGGAUAGUAACGGGAAGACAGUGCUACACACUGCUGUUACCAAAGGUGCGCUAGAAAUGGUAAAAUAUCUUGUCGAAAAGGGAGCUGGAGUAAAUAGCAAGGAUACUGACGGGAGGGCAGUCUUGAACUACGCUCUUUCUAAAAAUAAUUUAGAAAUGGUAAAAUAUCUUGUUGAACAUGGCGCUGAUAUAAAUAGCAAGGAUACUACCGGGCGGACAGUCCUGCACAGUGCUGCCACUAAAGGCACGCUAGAAAUAGUGAAAUAUCUUGUUGAACAUGGCGCCGAUGUAAAUGGUAGGAAAACUGACGGUUGGGCAGUGCUUCAAAGUGCAGUUGCUAUGCAUAACGUAGAAGUCGUAAAAUAUCUUGUUGAACAUGGCGCCGAUGUAAAUGGUAAGAAAACUAAUGGUUGGACAGUGCUGCGAAAUGCUGUUAAUAAUGGUACGUUAGAAAUGGUAAAACUUCUUGUCGAAAUGGGCGCUGGUGUAAAUAGCAAGGAUACUGAUGGUGAGACAGUCUUGAACAACGCUGUUUUUAAAAGUAACCUAGGAAUGGUGAAAUACCUUGUUGAACAUGGCGCUGAUGUAAAUAGCAAGGAUACUUCCGGGAGGACAGUUCUGAGCAGGGCUGUUACUAGAGGUGGGCUAGAAAUAGUUAAUUAUCUAGUUGAAAACGGCGCUGAUGUAAAUGGAAAGGGAGUUCUACAUCAUGCUGUGAGAGAUGGUGAAUUUAGCAUUGUGAGAUAUCUUGUUGAACAGGGCGCUGAUGUAAAUGGUAAAGGUGCUAAUGGAUUGUCAGUCUUGCACACUGCUGUCGAUUUUUGUGUAUUAGAAAUUGUCAAGUAUUUAGUUGAGCAGGGUGCUGACGUUACUCUGAACAGUAAAAUCAGUGUUCAUACUCUUGGAUUUGACGUCCUGAAGAUAGCUGUUGUAAAUAAUUCAGUUCAUUUGGUAAAGCUUCUGUUGGAAAAGAACGUUGUGUGGAGAUCCGGGACUUUCCCUGUUAAAGGAAGGCAAAUGUAUCUUCUUGAAUGGAGUAUUUUCAAUGACCAUGUUGAAAUUACGACUACACUUAAAAGAUCCGUAAAACAUCGUGAGAAAAUUCAGAGGUUGAAAACAACGGACUGUAAGCAGUUAGAAAAGACUGAAGUACCGAUGCAGGCUUUUGUGGCAAAAAAUGAACUCAAAAUUGGCGAUGGUUGUGGUGGUUCACGUGUCUAUGUUGGUCUCAUGAAAGAUGGAAGUGAAGUUGCCGUUAAGAGAAUUUUAGUACAAAGUGAGGAUAAAACAGUUGAAAAUGAAAAGACAAUAAUGAGUCUCAUAAAAACUAACAGAUGUAAAUUUAUUGUGCACUAUCGUCAUUUUUACCGUGGCGAUGAUUUUAUGUAUCUUAUUGUUGAUCUUUGCGAAGAAAACUUGAGGGAACUUGUUGAUGCAUCUAAAAUUGAAUAUCUACGAAAGCGUGGUCCACGAAUGAUUUGGGAAAUUUUAUCCGGACUCGCAUUUCUUCAUGAUAAAGGAAUAUUGCACAGAGAUCUAAAACCAUCAAAUAUUCUGGUUGAUAUCGAGGGUCGCAUGAAAUUGGCAGACUUUGGAAUAAGCCGUGUUCUUAAUGAAGAAGAAACGACAGUUGAAACAGAUGCUAAAGGUACUCGUGGAUGGAUGCCACCAGAAGUAAUUGAAGCAAUAGUUAAAAAAGAAAAGGGUCGUUUUAAAAAGAAAUCAGAUGUCCAGGUCGCGGGUAUGAUUGCUUUCUACGUCUUAACUAAAGGUGAACACCCUUUUGGAUCUGAGUUAGAUCGAAUGAAAAAUAUUUUAGAGGGUAAUCCUGUCAAUUUGAAGAAACUUGAUGACCGCGAAGCUCAAAAGUUAGUGUUGUGGCUGAUUAGUCACAAGAUUGAUGAUAGACCAUAUGCUGACGAAGCAAUGAGGAAUUCUUUUUUCACCGAGACACAACGAACACAGCAGAGAAGAAGACCACAACAUCGAUUGUCACGUGUUAAACGUAAAUGAAAUAAUUUGUGUUCUUGGGCAUCUCAUAUUUCUCAAAACAACUCCAGUAUUCUUCUGUUGUUGUUAUAGUUCUUUUGAUAAUCUUUGUGAAUAACACCAUUAAAAAGGCGGGUCAUCCGUCAGACAUAUUAUCUGCGAAGUUUGUUUCAAUUAAUUAAAGUGCUACUGCAACGAAUUUUUCGACUCCAUUUUUAUUAGCCUAAACAAAUAUUCAGCCUUUUAGAAACAAUUUGAUGUAUAUAUGACUUUUGUGUGUUAAGUAGAAGUUGACUAAUUUUGCCCUCAAACCUCAGUAUCAAAUGCGAACUUUUAUAGCCGUUAUGUUUGCUGAUGUGACGUCAUAACGAGUACCGAUGUUUCGAGGCUUAUGGUAAUAUGUAUAGCUUGUGUGUUGUCCGCUUCGAAUUUUCGAGCUUGACGCGGAGAACCAAAUCAUUUUAUUUUGAAAUGGAAGUUAAGUCUGUUACCUAACAUAUAUUCAAGGAAUGCCUGGUAAAGGGUCUGAAAAUAUACGCCGAUUUGUUAGAAAAUUCAAAUUAGUCUUAGGCCCGGCUGACAGGGAUAUAAUGUAGUAAUAUAUGCCAUAUAUAAGCAUGUAUAUGUUGUGCCGCAAAGUCCUUUAUGCCACAAAGUCCUACAUAAGACGAUCUUGAAGAACUUAAAAAAACUGCUUAGGCUUUCAGUAAAAGAAGACGAAGGCAAUGAUAUGAUGUCCUUGUUACUGAUAAUAUUGGUGUAUGCUAUGCGAUAUAUUCCCGCAAACCAUAAACAGUAAUAUGAUACUGCACUAUUUGUAAAUGCCACAUUGCCACUGUUUUGCAAUAGCGCGUAUCCAAAUAUAUCAAACACACACUAACACAGGUCCGUUUAUCUACGUAAAUACUCAAGAAACACCAUCCUUGCUGAUUUAAAUUGAUCUUCAAUGUCUUAAGAGACGACACUGGCGAUGCACAUUAAGACACCAAGGCCAACAUCAUUAUAAUUCAUCUUUAAUGCAUGUGCGCGCGAAGUAUCGCAUUGAUGAUAAAAUCAGCCUUUGCCUAUAUAUCUGUUAGCUUUCAACUUUUGCUACGAUUCUUCAGACAUAAAAUGUAUGCACUGAAUCUUCUUUCAAUACUCUUUUAUUUAAGGGAUCUUGCUAAACAAGAGUCAUAUACGAAUCUUUGAAAUCGACUUAGCCGCGCAAAGAACCGCACCAUGAGACAGAAAGUCGGGACAAAAUUCAAUAUUUUCUUCGACUUUGGCGAUCCAUCUUUUUGUUAGGAACAUAUGUAUAGAUAUUUAAUAAUUUUGAUGAAUACUGGCUUAGUAAGGACUGUAAGAAACACAGCUUCUUCGUCGACGAGGCUACUUAACACUAGUAUUUUUACGCCAUGCUAAGAAUCGGUACUCUUUUCUACGUCACAAACCACAAUAUGGCGGAGCAAAAGUUCGCACAGGAAGUGGCAAAAAUCGCGACUUUGGAGAGCUAUAAAAAUCUUUUGAGAAAGCCAAUUUUGAUUCUGUUUUCAGAAAUGAAAUCAGGAAAGCGAGCACUUUAAAUUGAGCCAGUAAAAAAGGGGUCGAAAAUUUCGUUGCAGUAGCACUUUAAUCCUUUCUAGCCCAAGUUAGUUCAGGCUGAUUGUCAGUUUAAUUCAGUUUAAUUCGUUAAUGGCGUGUGUCUAUGCAUGGUUAGUUUAUAUUAACUUUAUCGCGGAGAAACAUAUUAACUCCUCUUUUUAGGACUCCUAGAUACCGACUUUUUUAUGACGUUUUAGGACUCUUUGAUGCUUAAACGUUUUUUGAUAAAUUAUAGUCUGUAUUUUAGCAGUGGCGGAUCUGCGGGAUGUGCAGUGUUGGCCAGUGGUCUGGCCUGGAGGGACAUGCGCGGUAGAAUGAAUUUGAAGGGGUUGGAAGUUUGUACAUUUGGACAGUAAACGUUUUAGUAAUAUAAUAUACUUUUAUUCUAUACAUCUUUGACUCACAUUUCUUUGUGUGUGGUCUAUAA